Molecule: messenger RNA, 4092 nt
Organism: Pyrgilauda ruficollis (rufous-necked snowfinch)
Lineage: Eukaryota; Metazoa; Chordata; Aves; Passeriformes; Passeridae
Gene: VPS41
Product: VPS41 subunit of HOPS complex
Exons: 31
Coding region: 17-2848 (943 amino acids)
Biological process (GO): vesicle-mediated transport; endosomal vesicle fusion; cellular response to starvation
Cellular component (GO): late endosome; HOPS complex
Molecular function (GO): protein binding
Source: RefSeq, a predicted model, not a curated record
GCUGCCUGGCUGCGCCAUGGCGGAAGCGGGGGAGAAGGAAACCAGGUCUUAUGAGGAAUCAACAGAUGAAUCUGAGGAAGAUGAGAGUGAAGAAGAACCUAAGCUCAAGUAUGAACGGCUUUCUAAUGGAGUGACCGAAAUUCUCCAGAAGGAUGCAGCCAGCUGCAUGACAGUGCAUGAAAAGUUUUUGGCACUUGGAACACAUUAUGGCAAAGUUUAUUUACUUGAUGUCCAGGGGAACAUCACACAGAAGUUUGAUGUUGUCUGCCUGCUGGCAGGAGACCAUUGGCCCAGUCCAACCUUCCGUGGCAGUCCAUUGGUGGAGACCUUUCAUCGACUGAUUGGAGAAGCCUCUCUGGGGAGUUCAGUGUCUCCUACUGACUGUCUCAUGGGAGGAGGUGAAGUCCCAUGUUGCCAGUGUCAGCUUGACACUAUUGAUUUUGAACAGUCAAACUUACUUAUGUUGUCCAGAAUUCCAAACAUGUCUCCAUCAGAAAGAAAACUGCAGCUAAUGGAAAUUCAGUUGAAGAGCCCAGUGAAGAUAAAUCAGAUCAGCCUGGAUGAAAGUGGAGAACACAUGGGUGUUUGCUCAGAAGAUGGGAAGGUACAAGUGUUUGGAUUAUAUUCAGCAGAAGAGUUCCAUGAAACUUUUGACUGUCCUAUUAAAAUUGUUGCUGUUCAUCCUCAGUUUGUAAGAUCCCACUUCAAGCAAUUUGUAACAGGCGGAAAAAAGUUGCUGUUAUAUGAAAGAGGUUGGAUGAAUAGAUGGAAGCCUUCAGUUUUACAUGAAGGGGAAGGAAAUAUAAGAAAUAUAAAAUGGAGGGGGCACUUAAUUGCUUGGGCUAAUAAUAUGGGUGUGAAGAUACUUGACAUGAUCUCCAAGCAAAGAAUUACUAAUGUGCCUCGAGAUGACAUAAGCCUUCGUCCAGAUAUGUAUCCCUGCAGCCUUUGCUGGAAGGAUAAUUUAACACUGAUUAUUGGCUGGGGAAAUUCAGUAAAGAUUUGCUCAGUAAAAGAACGGCAUGCCAGUGAAAUGCGUGACCUACCAAACCGCUAUGUGGAAAUAGUUUUCCAAUUUGACACAGAAUUCUACGUCAGUGGACUUGCACCUCUCUGUGACCAGCUUGUUAUACUGUCAUAUGUAAAGGAGAUCUCCGAAAAAACGGAAGUGGAGUGUUGUGCAAGGCCUAGACUCGAUAUUGUACAACCCCUGCCUGAGUCCUGUGAAGAGAUCUCUUCUGAUGCACUAACAGUACGAGGAUUUCAGGAAAAUGAAUGUCGUGAUUAUCAUUUGGAGUAUUCAGAAGGUGAAUCACUUUUUUAUAUCAUCAGCCCAAGAGAUGUGGUUGUGGCCAAAGAGCGGGACCAAGAUGAUCACAUUGACUGGCUUCUUGAAAAGAAGAAAUACGAAGAAGCUUUGAUGGCAGCUGAGAUCAGUCAGAAAACCAUAAAAAAGCACAAGAUUUUGGACAUUGGCUUAGCCUAUAUAAAUCACCUGGUGGAGAAAGGAGAGUAUGACCUGGCUGCUCGAAAGUGCCAGAAAAUCCUUGGCAAAAACACAGAACUCUGGGAAUUUGAAGUUUACAAGUUUAAAGAAAUAGGUCAGCUUAAAGCAAUUAGUCGUUACUUGCCAAGACGAGAUCCAGUUUUGAAACCUCUGAUCUACGAAAUGGUCCUACAUGAAUUUUUGGAAAGUGACUAUGAGGGGUUUGCAACCCUAAUAAAAGAGUGGCCUGGAGAUCUGUACAACAACACAAUCAUAGUUCAAGCUGUAGUGGAUCACCUGAAGAAAGAUCCGCAGAACAGGACUUUGCUACAAACACUUGCAGAAUUGUACACUUACGAUCAGCGCUACGGCAGAGCCCUAGAAAUCUACCUAACUCUGAGGCACAAAGAUGUCUUCCAGUUGAUCCACAAGCACAAUCUCUUCAGUUCUAUCAGAGACAAAAUUGUUCUGCUCAUGGAUUUUGAUUCAGAGAAAGCGGUAGACAUGCUUUUGGAUAAUGAAGAUAAAAUUUCUAUUGACAGAGUUGUUGAAGAAUUAGAAAAUAGGCCUGAGUUACAGCAUGUGUAUUUACACAAGCUUUUCAAAAGAGACCACCAUAAAGGCCAACGAUAUCAUGAGAAACAGAUCAGCCUUUAUGCUGAAUAUGAUCGACCCAACUUACUUCCAUUUCUCAGAGACAGUACACACUGCCCAUUGGAGAAGGCUCUUGAGAUUUGCCAGCAGAGGAACUUUGUAGAAGAGACAGUCUAUCUUCUGAGCAGAAUGGGUAAUAGCCGCAGUGCCUUGAAGAUGAUAAUGGAAGAAUUGCAAGAUGUAGAUAAAGCUAUUGAAUUUGCCAAGGAACAAGACGAUGGAGAACUUUGGGAAGAUCUCAUUUUAUAUUCUAUUGACAAACCACCUUUUAUUACUGGUUUGUUGAACAAUAUUGGAACCCAUGUCGAUCCUAUUCUUUUGAUCCACCGCAUUAAGGAAGGCAUGGAGAUUCCUAAUUUGAGAGACUCGCUAGUGAAAAUUCUUCAGGAUUACAACUUGCAGAUCUUGCUGCGGGAAGGUUGCAAAAAGAUACUCGUUGCUGAUUCUCUUUCUUUAUUGAAGAAAAUGCAUCGAACUCAGAUGAAGGGUGUUCUGGUGGAUGAGGAGAAUAUCUGUGAAUCUUGUCUGUCUCCAAUACUUCCUUCAGAUGCAUCCAAGUCCUUCAGUGUGGUAGUGUUCCACUGCAGACACAUGUUUCACAGAGAGUGCCUACCUGUAUCUAACACAGUAUCUUCUGUCCAGUUCUGCAAUAUAUGCAGUGCCAAACACAGGGGGCCAGGAAGUGCAGUCCUGGAGAUGAAGAAAUAGCAGUGGCUUAGUUCUCCAUGUCGGUCAGUGACACCAAAUCUGUUAGGACCAUGCAGAGCCACUGUAAUUUUCCAUUUCUGUAUAUAAUUUUGAUUGUGAUUUAAAAGUGGUUCCUGUUGUUUAUCCUGUUUAUUGAACAUUUUGGGUAAUAAGAAAAUGUGAAAAUCUUUUUCUGGUAAGUCUUUGUUAUGCAAUUCAUAUGUCAUGGUUCCUUUGCUCAGCUUGUUACUUCAUUCUGGAACAGAAAAAAAAAAUAAAACUGGAAGAAAAAACCCAUGUGAUUUAGAGAUUUGUGUUUGCUAUGAGUUAAUGUGCUUUACAGUUUGGAACCACAUUGGGCUUAUGGUUGGAUAUUGUAAAGAAAAAUGUAAUGCCAUGAAUUCGGCUCACCAGACUACUUCAGUCCUGAUUUAGUCUAUUAGGAACCUUUUUACUUUAAGACCUACAGGAGUCUGACUCGUUUCAGUGGAAUUGCUUCAGAACUUGAAGUUGUGUGCCAACUCAUAUCUUCAGUUAACAAAUUUGUUAACUGUGAAUUCCAUACAUUGGCAAUUUGCCUUGGUUACACAUUCAUAGUUCAUUAGAAACUAGUUAAUUUCUCAAUUAAUCUUCACAAUACAGUAGUUUAAAGUGAGCUUUUCUCAUGUUCAACUCAUCCAGAAACUUUAUUUUUAAAAAGUCAGCAGAAGGUCUUUAUGUUAUUUUAUGUGUGGUUGAAAUGCAUGGUUUCAUUUAAGUGCUAGGGAAAAAAAGUGUAUCUGACUUUUCAAAGGUAAGAUCUCUAGAAGUUUCUUCUGGCUUUAGCAAUUUAACAGCUAACUUAAAUAAAUCAAUUGGAUGUUAACAAAACUAUAGAUUUCAUUUGAACUGCAUUCUGUUUUGUUGAUCCAAAGGAAGUGAUCUUUGAGAAUGUCUUCACAGUAAUGUAAUCUGUUUAUAAUAUAUCAUGAUUAAAUUCAAUAUAAUCAUCUUUUCCUUAAGAAAAGUAAUCAGAACUCCCAAGCUAUUUUUCUGCUUUUUAAUAAAUUGAGUUUGAAAGUAAAAAUAUAUUGCUUUGCCAUUAAAUUGUACUGUUUGAACAGGCUAACAUACUAACAUACUAAGUUCUAAAACAAUGGUAUAUACUGCAGUCUGUCUGUAAAACUGGAAAAUACAGUACCUCUAAUACAACACCUUCUUCUAUAACUUAUUCCCAUGUAAGUACACCUUAAAAUAAUUUCUACUGUGGAAACUUGUGUUUCAAG